Messenger RNA from Diabrotica virgifera virgifera (western corn rootworm), 660 nucleotides. RefSeq names its product cuticle protein 3-like. The record is from RefSeq and is a predicted model, not a curated record. Gene Ontology annotation, molecular function: structural constituent of chitin-based larval cuticle. Gene Ontology annotation, cellular component: chitin-based extracellular matrix. The transcript has 4 exons. Bases 1 to 660 code for a protein of 219 amino acids. Lineage: Eukaryota; Metazoa; Arthropoda; Insecta; Coleoptera; Chrysomelidae.
AUGGAUAUAUUUACAAUAAUUUAUUUAGUUAACGGAAUAUAUGGUUACGAGAUACCACAGUACCACACAGUCGAACAACUAGAACACCAAAAAAAACCUGUAAUACCCAUUCUAAAAUAUACUUCCGAACGAGACGAACAUGGAUGGAAAUACAGUUAUGAAACUGGCAACGGUAUCCAGGCAGAGGAAGCUGGUUAUAUUAAAAAUUUAGGAGAUGAAAAACAUGAAUCUGUAGUCCAACAAGGUUCAGUGACAUAUCACGAUGAGCACGGCCAUCCAGUAAUUUUAACAUACAUAGCUGAUGAACAUGGUUUUAGAGCACAGGGCGAUCAUCUACCUACACCGCCGCCUAUUCCAGAAGCCAUUCAGAAAUCUUUAGAGGAAGAAAAUCAUGGAGAGGAAGGGGCACAAAUUCAGGAACAUGUCGAAGACUACGAAGAAAAAGCUGAUUACGGACAAGAAUCCAGGAAUUACGGCCAAGCGCAGUCUUAUGUUGAGUCCCAGUCGCACGGUUUGAAACAGUCCUACUAUCCCACACAACCUAAAGCUGAAACGCCCUUUCAGAACAAAGGAUACGGACAAGCGACAACUCAGCAGAAAUCCAACUACAAGUAUCCACACUCUCAGGGUCUCAAUAAACGGCAACGAUAUUCAUCAUAA